AUGACAAAAAAGCAAUUUGUAGGCGCAAUUGAUCAAGGUACUACAUCUACACGAUUUGUUAUAUUUGAUGAAAAUGGAAAAAUGUUGACUUACCAUCAAAUGGAAUUUGAGCAGCAUUAUUUACAUCCAGGAUGGGUGGAACAUGAUCCUUAUGAUAUCCUGGCCUCUGUUGAUACUUGUAUAGAACAUGCUAUAAGAAAGCUUUCCAUAUUGGGUUAUGAUGCGUCCUCAAUUUCUUGUGUUGGUAUUACAAAUCAACGGGAGACCACAGUGGCCUGGGACAGUGAGACAGGGCAGCCCCUAUGUCCUGCUAUCGUUUGGAGCGAUGGUAGAACAGCAAAAACUGUACAAGAACUAGCCUCACAGAAGCAUUUACCAAAAGAAAGGCAGGGAGUGGAUGCACUCAGAGGGAUCUGUGGUUUGCCAAUUACCACGUAUUUUUCUGCUGUGAAAUUAAAAUGGAUGCUUGAUCAUGUGCCUGAAGUGAAGCAAGCGCAUGAUCAAAACAGAUUACAGUUUGGAACAAUUGAUACCUGGCUUAUAUACAACUUAACUGGUGGCGUAGAAAAUAACGGUGCUCUAGUCACUGAUGUGACAAAUGCAAGUAGAACCAUGUUGAUGGAUAUUAACACGCUUCAAUGGAGCAAUGAAGCAAUCAACUUCUUUGGAUUUAAAGGAAUCAAAUUAGCAAAAAUUGUUCCUUCUUCAAGUAUUUAUGGCAAGAUACACAGUGGUUCAUUAAAGGGUGUUCCAAUUGCUGGAUGCUUAGGGGAUCAACAAAGUGCACUGGUGGGACAAAAGUGUUUCCAUGUUGGUGAUGCUAAAAACACCUAUGGCACGGGUUGUUUCAUGCUCUUCAAUACUGGAGAAUCUCCUGUUUUAUCAAGAAAUGGCUUAUUGACCACAGUAGCUUAUCAAUUUGGCAACGACAAACCUAGUUAUGCGCUUGAAGGGUCUGUUGCUGUAGCCGGAUCAUCUAUACAAUGGCUACGUGACAGUCUAGGCAUCAUUGAUGAAAGUAAAGAGAUUAGUUCAUUAGCUGAAAAGGUAGAGGAUACAGCAGGGGUUUACUUUGUUACCGCUUUCACUGGGCUGUUUGCACCUUACUGGCGAGAUGAUGCUCGUGGUACAAUCUGUGGCUUGACACAAUUUACAAAACGAGAGCACAUUGCACGUGCAACUUUGGAGGCUGUCUGCUACCAGUCGCGAGCGAUUCUGGAGGCUAUGAACAAGGAUUCAAAAACGCCUCUGCGAUCGCUUAAAGUGGAUGGUGGUGUAUCAAAUUCAGAUAUAUGUAUGCAAAUUCAAGCGGACAUAUUGAAUAUUGAAGUCGAUCGACCACAGAUGAGGGAGACUACUGCUUUGGGUGCUGCAAUAGCAGCAGGUAUUGCUACUGGUGUCUGGAAGAACAUAGAUGAAGUACACAAGGUAAAUACUGAAGGAAGAACUGUGUUCAAACCAAGGAUCUCUGAGAAACAAAGAAACAAAAUGUAUACUGGAUGGAAAGAGGCAGUGACGCGAUCCCUUGGCUGGGCUAAUGUAGUCAGUGGUAUACUUGAUGAAGAGGUGUAA
Molecule: messenger RNA, 1572 nt
Organism: Rhizopus microsporus ATCC 52813
Lineage: Eukaryota; Fungi; Mucoromycota; Mucoromycetes; Mucorales; Rhizopodaceae
Product: glycerol kinase
Exons: 4
Coding region: 1-1572 (523 amino acids)
Biological process (GO): glycerol-3-phosphate biosynthetic process; triglyceride metabolic process; glycerol metabolic process
Cellular component (GO): mitochondrion
Molecular function (GO): glycerol kinase activity
Source: RefSeq, a predicted model, not a curated record